This is a messenger RNA of Pyricularia oryzae 70-15, 207 nucleotides long. RefSeq lists its product as uncharacterized. The transcript is spliced from 2 exons. The annotation marks the transcript as partial. NCBI's taxonomy places the organism in Eukaryota, Fungi, Ascomycota, Sordariomycetes, Magnaporthales, Pyriculariaceae. The record is from RefSeq and is a predicted model, not a curated record.
ACAAGUCGCCAGUUGAGCUCCAGUGUCAAGUCAGCAGUACGCGAUCGCCAGGGAAGAAAAGGGAAUAAAAUACAGAAAAUAAACAAAAAAGAGAUCGAUAUUUUUCAUCACCAGUAUCUAUCCGUCAAGUCACACAGCAUACCGUCUUUGACACAUUCAUUUACUCAAGAACUUGCACGCUCGCACACCCAAAUCUCAACAACUUGA